Molecule: messenger RNA, 615 nt
Organism: Aspergillus nomiae NRRL 13137
Lineage: Eukaryota; Fungi; Ascomycota; Eurotiomycetes; Eurotiales; Aspergillaceae
Product: YbhB/YbcL family Raf kinase inhibitor-like protein
Exons: 1
Coding region: 1-615 (204 amino acids)
Biological process (GO): regulation of Ras protein signal transduction; regulation of proteolysis
Molecular function (GO): phospholipid binding; peptidase inhibitor activity
Source: RefSeq, a predicted model, not a curated record
AUGCCCAAACCAGGAACAGCAGACUUACCCAUAAUAAGCACGCGCGGACUCAAUCCCAAACUGACCUAUGUCCUUCUGUUCUUUGAUCUGGACGUUGUCUACGACAUGAACGCAACAGUCGCAUUACACUGGUACCAACCUGACAUGGUUUGCGCUAUGCAGCGCAGCAGCGAGAUGGAUAUAUGUCAUGGGAAUCGAAUAUUGGAGCGAACAGACGGGUAUUCCAAUGGCGGCAUCCUGGUCAACCAGAGCAUGGGAGCCGAAUACAUCGCUCCACGACCACCGCCCUUCUCGCACCAUCGCUAUGUGCAGCUCCUCUUCGUCCAAAAGCCGGAUUUCCAAUUCCCGAAGUGCUAUUCCCACAUCUUCCCGCCGACGGCAGAGGCGAGAGCGGGCUUCGACAUUCACCAGUUCGUAGCCGUCGCUAGGCUUGGUGCGCCAGUGGCCGGGAACUAUUUCGUGGUGGAGUACGAUGGGCCUGUGAUGAAGCCGACGGCUACGGCUAGUCCGACGACGACGUGGCUACGGUCUAUUCUGUGCGAGGGGGCAGAUCCCACGGGUUCGGCCGGGACGAAGGCAUGUGAGAUGGGAGGGAACCUGCAGGUUGUGAUGUAG